Effrenium voratum is the source of this 798-nucleotide messenger RNA. The record is from the annotation of a GenBank genome assembly. Lineage: Eukaryota; Dinophyceae; Suessiales; Symbiodiniaceae.
AUGCCUCCGCCACCAGUGCCAAGCCACCGGAAGGCUCAAAGCCCGGCCGGAGUUGACGAGGCCCGGGCAAUCGCCACUCCUGCGAGAAGUCCCAUCGCGAAGCGAUCUGUCCUGGAGGUCUUGGAUGAGGAUCUGCCUCCGAAAAGACGUCGUUUGCACGGUAAGCAGCCGCCGCCGACGCCCAAUCCGUUUCAUGUUCCUUUGCCUGCAGGGGCAGACUCCAAGGGUAAGGGGAAGAAGCGGAGGAAGUGUAGGCCAACUUGCUGGACAGCUACCGGCUUCGUAUUGGACCCUGCGCGCCGGAAGCAGAUGAAGGCCUUCGGAGCCCGAGUGGUUGAUGAGUGGUCGUCCAAAGUGACCCACGUGGUAGCGAGGAGCUUCCGCAGGACCACCAAGCUGAUGUGCGCCGUGUGCGCGGGCAUCCGUGUUGUGUUGCCUUCCUACAUCGAUGCGUGCUUGGCAGCACGUGAUCUGGUGGAUGAUUCGCCGUUCCUGCUGAAGGACACGGAGAACGAGGCGAGCUUUGCGCAGAAGCAUGGCCUGCCACCGUUUUCGCUGCAGGCAUCCAUCGGUGCUGCUAGCUCCAAGAAGCUGCUCUCGGGCAGGUCGGUGUAUUGCUUCGGCAACCCUGCAGAGAGGCAGGAACUUCAGGCGUUGGUGGAGGCGGCUGGCGGGCGCUGGCUCAAGCGGAAGCCCCGUAAGGAUGGCGCUUUGCUUCUGGGCAAGGACUACGCCCUGGAGCUUCUGCGAGAAGCCGCGUGUACGCAGGUUCUCCGCCUCGACGCGCACAAGCUGUGA